UAUCUCCUCGACUGUUGUAAGUGCAGCAGACAAUCCUGCUUCCCACUUUUUAACUCUUCGCUCUUGCCGCUGCUCCCACCAAGACGAGAUGUCAAUGAAAACCAAACAGACCACCAGGUACUCCGUGGUGUCCUCCAAUGUUGCCCCCCGAAGCUUCAGCAGCAUGUCCUAUUCGGGCCCCAGCCAGAGUAUGUCCAGACAGAGCUACAGCGUGCGCAGUUCCUUUGGACCCAGCCGUGGAGCAGGGGCUGGUUUCGGAACCGGCGGGUACAUCUCCAGCAGCUCAGCCUACGGAGGUGGAAUCGGCCUGGGCAUGAGCGCGGGCACAGGAAUGGGCUUCGGCACCGGUGUAGUUGCCCCCAUCACUGCAGUUACCGUCAACAAGAGCCUGCUGGCACCCCUCAACCUGGAGAUCGACCCCAGCAUCCAGGCUGUUCGCACCCAGGAGAAGGAGCAGAUCAAGAGCCUCAACAACCGCUUUGCCUCCUUCAUCGAUAAGGUGCGCUUCCUGGAGCAGCAGAACAAGAUGCUGGAGACCAAGUGGAACCUCCUGCAGGAGCAGACGACCACCCGCUCCAAUAUCGAUGCUAUGUUCGAAGCCUACAUCGCCAACCUGCGCAGGCAGCUCGAUAGCCUCGGUAACGACAAGAUGAAGCUGGAGGCCGACCUGCACAACAUGCAGGGUCUGGUGGAGGACUUCAAGAACAAGUAUGAAGACGAAAUCAACAAGCGCACAGAGUGUGAAAACGAUUUUGUGCUCAUCAAGAAGGAUGUGGAUGAGGCCUACAUGAAUAAGGUGGAACUUGAGGCCAAACUGGAAAGCCUCACUGAUGAGAUCAACUUCCUGAGACAGAUCUAUGAGGAGGAGCUGCGUGAACUGCAGAGCCAGAUCAAGGACACCUCUGUGGUGGUAGAGAUGGACAACAGCCGCAACCUCGACAUGGAUUCCAUUGUGGCUGAAGUGCGCGCCCAGUAUGAGGACAUCGCGAAUCGCAGCCGCGCCGAGGCUGAGUCGUGGUACAAGACUAAGUACGAGGAGAUGCAGACCUCUGCCAACAGAUACGGAGAUGACCUCAGGUCCACUAAAACAGAGAUUGCUGAUCUGAACCGCAUGAUCCAGAGGCUCCAGUCUGAGAUUGAUGCUGUGAAAGGCCAGCGUGCUAACCUGGAGAACCAGAUUGCUGAGGCUGAGGAGCGUGGUGAGGAUGCAGUGAGGAAUGCCAAGGAUCGCAUCAAGGAGCUUGAGGAGGCCCUACAGAGAGCCAAGCAGGACAUGGCCCGCCAGAUCAGGGAAUACCAAGACCUGAUGAACGUCAAGCUGGCACUGGACAUUGAGAUCGCCACCUACAGGAAGCUGCUGGAAGGAGAGGAAAACAGGUUGGCCAGUGGCAUUAAGUCCAUCAGCAUCUCCAAACAGAGCUAUGGCCCAAGCUUCAGCUCCUUCCCCAUGGAAAGUGCCGGUAGCACCUACAGCAGCUACUCCUCCGGCAGCUACGGGGGCAGCUAUGGCGGUGGCUACAGCAGCGGCAGUGGCUACGGAACUGGCUACGGCACUGGUGACGUGACCCAGAGCAAGAAGAGUGUGGUCAUCAAAAUGAUCGAGACCAAGGAUGGCAAGGUGGUGUCGGAGUCUUCGGAAGUGGUCCAGGAUUAAGCGAGAACCCUUCACCCUCCUUCUUCUCCAACCAGCUGUCCCUACAUCUACCCACCACAUGCCCCACAUGCAAAGCUGAAAAUCUCAAACAGUUCGUAAAGCAAUAAACCAGUCAAUAACAACCAAAGUCGUAGAAGAACCAAAGAAUGUCACAUACUCAUAGUGCCUUAAACUUUCCAUUUCGUACUAAAACACAUGCCUUUGAAAGAGCCUUCACUUCUGAUUGUACCCAUGUGUGUCUGUUAGUGCUGCAUGUCAGCUCUGCAGCAAGCAUGCUCAUUUACAGAUGCCAUGGGCUCAAAAGUGUUCUCCAAGGUUUCCCAUCCUCUGAGGUGCUGCCUUUUGCUAUGAAACAAUAAAGUGUGUUUGUUGUUAAACGGA
Messenger RNA from Scleropages formosus (Asian bonytongue), 2035 nucleotides. It is a transcript of the gene krt8, whose product is annotated as keratin 8. The record is from RefSeq and is a predicted model, not a curated record. Gene Ontology annotation, cellular component: keratin filament. The transcript is spliced from 9 exons. Bases 89 to 1654 code for a protein of 521 amino acids. Gene Ontology annotation, biological process: keratinization; intermediate filament organization. Gene Ontology annotation, molecular function: structural constituent of skin epidermis. NCBI's taxonomy places the organism in Eukaryota, Metazoa, Chordata, Actinopteri, Osteoglossiformes, Osteoglossidae.